GCUCGCCGAAAUGGAACGCAGGACAAUUUUCCUCCUUUUCAUCGUUCUGGCCGCCAAAGGGUCCAAUGGCGCCGGAUGCGGUUAUCCGGGUGCACCGGCACAUAGCAGCGUGCGUUUCACCGGCGGAGAUAUCGAUGACGUUAUAGACGAGGAGGAUGCCCUCCUUAAGGAUACGACGUUUCCUGAGGGCACCGUAGCCACGUAUUCCUGCGAACGAGGAUUCGAGCUUCUGGGACCAUCGAGGAGGGAAUGCCAAGCCGGAGGCACGUGGGUGCCGGAAGGCGUGCCCUUCUGUGUUCUGAACGUGGCGGCCGGCAAGGCGCCGAUGCAGUCCAGCACCCCGGAUGGCAGCGGCGCAAUUCCGCAUCGCGCGGUCGACGGAAGCACCAGCCAGAGAUUCACGCCGCAGACCUGCACCCUGACGAAACCCGAGCACAAACCGUGGUGGUACGUGAACCUGUUGGAACCGUACAUGGUGCAGCUGGUGCGACUGGACUUCGGCAAGCAGUGCUGCGGCAACAUCCCCGGCACUAUCGUCGUCCGAGUUGGUAACAAUCGACCAGACUUAGGAACGAAUCCCAUUUGCAAUGAGUUCACCGGAUCUCUGGAGGAAGGGCAGCCACUCUUCUUGCCUUGCAACCCACCGAUGCCCGGAGCUUUCGUCUCGGUGCAUCUGGAGAUUCGAGGGUCCGCUUUUGUGGAGCUGUCCUUGUGCGAGGCGUUUGUCUAUACCGAUCAGGCCUUACCGAUCGAGAGGUGUCCUCAAUUCCGGGACCAACCGCCGGGAUCAACGGCAACUUACAACGGCAAGUGCUACAUAUUUUACAAUCGCAAUCCGCUGAUGUUCAAUGAUGCUCUGACCUUCUGCCGCGACCGAGGUGGCACCCUCGUGGAUGAGAGUAAUCCUGCUCUGCAGGGAUUUCUCUCCUGGGAAUUGUGGAGGCGGCACAGGGGCGACACGUCCAGUCACUAUUGGUUGGGCGCAGUUCGGGACCAGAGGAAUCGGAUGUCGUGGAGAUGGACCGGAAGCAGCGAGGAGGUAUCCGUUUCGUUCUGGGACCCACCGCCGGGACUCACCGAGGAAGACUGUGCUCGGUACAACGGCAGUAAUGGCUGGCUUUGGGCCACUAUAUCUUGCUUAGCCCGGCUUAAUUUUAUCUGCCAGCAUCAACCAAAGGCUUGCGGUAGGCCCGAACAGCCACCAAACUCCACGAUGACGGUGAUCAGGACGCCGUCCAGGACAUCAGGCAACGUGUACCAGGUCGGGGCGACCGUGGAGUACAGUUGUAACGAGGGUAGCUUCCUGAUCGGACCGGCGAGCCGCACUUGCCUCGACACCGGUUUCUACAACGAGUUCCCGCCAGUGUGCAAAAGUAUCGAGUGCGGCUAUCCCGCAAGCAUAAAACACGGUGGUUACACGCUCAUCAAUAACACCGUCAGUUACUUCAGCCAAGUGCUUUAUUCCUGCGAGGACGGAUACGAGAUGAUCGGCCGUGCGCGACUGACUUGCGACAUCGACGAGCGUUGGAAUGGGCCACCGCCGCGAUGCGAGCCGAUGCUCUGCGAUCCACCGGCUGCGGUCGCGCAUGGUUCUUUCAGGAUAGACGACAGUGACAAAGACGAAAGUGCUCGGGGGAGAAAUAAUGUCAACCGAAGUUUGCUGGUUAAUAGCGUCGUCACCUACUCGUGUGAUACGGGCUACCGGCUCGUUGGUUCCCAGCAAAUAACGUGUUUAAAUACUGGAUUAUACGACCGCGCCGUACCCACCUGCACAGAGGAACCGCGGAUAGUGAGUUCUCCUACUCGACCGACGACACGUUCGUCCACUCAAAAAAUUCGGACGUACCUCACUCCAAGGAUCAAGACCACGACGAGCACAGUGAGCACGGUCUCCGUGUCGUCUAAGAAUGUUCCCAACACCGCGGAACUCCCAGCGACGGUGAGGGAGACCGUCUCGAGGAGGCCGAGUAUCGGCCUGAAUAGACCCGCGCUUCCUUCGUCGGUGCCCAGCGACGCCGGCAGCGAUCAUCCGCAGGACAACGAGAUAUCCGGAAGCGGCGUGGAUCACGCGCAAGCGGGUAUCGGGGCGGGCGUGCCGGAACCGUCUGGCCCCUUCAGAGUGGACAGCGCUGAGCAUCCCAACGGCCAUCAGGCCAAGCUAAACCUGGGGGCCGUGAUCGCCCUGGGAGUGUUCGGCGGCUUUGUGUUCCUCGCCGCGGUGAUCACGACGGUCGUUAUUCUCAUACGCAGGAACCGCGGAAGAAGCAGUAAACACUAUCGUCACCGUGCAUCACCCGAUUGCAAUACUGUCGCCAGUUUCGACAGCAGUUCCUCGGAGAGCCGAGGAGGCCUGAAUCGAUAUUAUCGCCAAGCCUGGGAGAAUCUGCACGAAACCACCGGCCAUAAGGCCGGCCAUCCGCCGCUUCGUCGUAAGGAGACCCUGGAUGAACCAGGAUACCGGGAGAACUUCCGCGGUAACAACACCGAGCGCGACGGCUCGGAGCUGGUCGUCAGCGAUGUCGCCGCGUAUCCGUCGAGCAAGCACGCCAGCGUCUCCGACAAGAAACGUCAUCAUCAUCACCAUCAUCAUCAUCACGGAAGCGCGACGCCCGACUGGAGGCAGUCGCAAUCCCACCACAGAUACUAAACAGAGAGCAAAACGGACAAGAAAUCUUGGUGUGACACGUUCGUUCGCUACGUCUCAUCUGCGAUCACCUCAACGAUGAUUUGUAGGCGACGCCGAGCGUUCGUGGUGAACGCUCACAAUUAUUGCGGGUUAAAAGAUCUUCCUUAAACGAGGGAGCGCAUCGAAUCUUCCACUAACAUAAGUUGUACCUAAAUAACGUCUUACACGGAAUAGAGAUGAAAAAUAAUCCGAACGUAGAUCCUAUAUAUACUGCUCUGUUAUAAAUUAUUUACCGUCUGUUUGCCGCGGAAAUGUAAAUAUUAUAUACAUCGUUAGGUAAAAAGUAAGGAUAGUCGCUCGUCGUAAGGAAGGUAGCAGAAGCUGGUCAGAGGAUAUGCCAAAAAGCAAAGAAAUAAUAUACAAUAACGAUCAAACACAGAAGACACCGUAACGUAACGCUUAAUGGUAAGUUAUUGUAAGAUCAGAGAUUUGUGUAAUCGUUUACAUGUUCGAGAAGAUUUUGUAAGAAGACUAAGGAGAGUGACCGGACAUCGGCAGAGCUUACAUCUGUUAUGGGUACCUUGGCCUCGCUUUAAAAGGAUUACUAUGGUUCCAAAAAGAAAACUGGAUAUUGCAUAUAAGUAUCAUUAAGGGAAGGCCGAUGUUAUCCAUUUAGGAAUAGGACAAAAUAUCGUGUUAAUUCUUGUGCAUGUGUAUGAGCUACACGCAAGUAAAAGGAUUACGAAGGCACGCUACAGCUAUGUAUAUGAGUCCCUCGUUGAUCGCUAUUAUACCUUCAAUAUUAUGCUACUAUCGAGUUUGUAUUAUAAGUAUGUAACACUUAAUUAUAGUUAUUAUACUUAUCAAAUAUUUUUAUCAAGCUCACUGGAAUUGAAGCGAUAUGAUUUAAGAAAUGAUGUAAUUGUUACAGCAAUAGGUUUUUAUUAAUUGACUGAGAUAAUUAAAUGCGAAGUGACUCUGUACAUGCGUUUCCGUGAUUUUAUUUAUCGUAAUAAAUUACAAUAGUGCCAUUUGGGGCAAACUUGUUUGAUUUACUGAAGAAGCAAUUUUGUCACUCAAACAUGGUACAUGAUAACAGA
Molecule: messenger RNA, 3726 nt
Organism: Vollenhovia emeryi
Lineage: Eukaryota; Metazoa; Arthropoda; Insecta; Hymenoptera; Formicidae
Exons: 11
Coding region: 11-2647 (878 amino acids)
Source: RefSeq, a predicted model, not a curated record